AUGCUCAUUAGAUUAUCGUUCUUUGUAAAAGGCAAGAACGUGACCAUGUCUGUUGAUAAUUCUGUAGUUGAUUCUUCAGUGACUGAAUGGAAGCCUGAUGUAGAGAUUAAGAACAAUCAAGAAAGCCCAAAUGACAAAGUAGAAAAGGAUGCGUAUCGUUCUGGGGCAGAAGAUCAAGACCAUUCUUGUGAACAAGUAGGAACCUCAAAUGCAAAUAAAAGGAGUAAAUCAAGAUAUUUCAUCAUAAAGAGUUUAAACCAUGAUAAUAUCCAACUAUCAAUCCAGAGAGGAAUUUGGGCUACCCAAAUGAUGAAUGAACCCAUCUUGGAAGAAGCCUAUCAUAAUUCUGGUAAGGUGAUUUUAAUAUUUAGUGUGAAUAUGAGUGGUUUCUUUCAAGGGUAUGCCCAGAUGAUGUCAUCUGUUGGGUGGAGAAGGGACAAUGUUUGGAGCCAUGGACAUGGUGGAAGCAAACCAUGGGGUCGCAGUUUUAAGGUGAAAUGGCUUCGGUUGCAAGACUUGCCUUUCCAGAAGACACUUCAUUUAAAGAAUCCUUUGAAUCAAUACAAACCUGUUAAAAUCAGUAGAGAUUGCCAGGAGUUACCUCAAGAUAUUGGAGAAGCUCUGUGUGAGCUGAUUGAUGGGGAAAAUUGUUUGGAUGAAAAUCAGACUAGUUACGCGUUUAACAUGGAUAUAUUGGCACCGAGUUUUUAUGGUUUACAAGAGGAGGAAUGUGAGGUGGCGGUGGCCCCCACCCCCAUGCAUAUAGCAUCAACACCUAUGAUGUACCCUUCAAUGCUGUAUCAGCAUGAAUCAGAAGCAAGUAGAUUUCAUCAAAGACAAGCAGCAGGGGGAUUUCAUAAUCAUAACACAGAAGAAACUAGUUUUAUGAACAAAAAUGUGGACAUGGGUGGUGGUGGUGAUAAAUCCUUGGUAUGUGAUGAUUGGGAUUUGUGUGCAGAAAGGAACGGAGGAGGACAUGGACAUGCUAAUAAUCAUAAUCAUAAUAAUAAUAAUAAUAAUAAUAAUAAUAAUGCUAUUACUGAUGAUGAUAUCCUCGAAAUGACAUAUGAAGAGUACCUGGAAGCCCAUGCCAGAGGUGCCAAAAGAAUGUCACGUCAACCGGUGAAGGAGCCUUGUAGUAGAAAAAGUCGAGACUCAUCCAUUAGCAAAGAGCACGAUGAUGAGUCUGAUUCGCGUUCGCGGUCGAGGAAGAGAAGUCGGCAUCACCAUCAUCAUCAUCGUCGUAAAUGACUGGAAUGAAUUUAGUUGUGGUUUUCCUUCAUUUGCUAGUAUGUAUGUGCCAAAUGAAAGAUAGAUGAUAGAUACCAAGAAGUUAGUUAUAAUAUAUAUGAUGUUGUACUCUUGGUUGCUAGCUAUAUCUUUACUUUCUAUAUCAUCUGUAAACUGAAUUUGUGAAUUAACAUGUAAAUAAAUAUGUCAACACUGUUGCUAUAUGUCUACUUUUCUUUUGUGUAAACUACUUGUGAC
This is a messenger RNA of Lactuca virosa, 1488 nucleotides long. NCBI's taxonomy places the organism in Eukaryota, Viridiplantae, Streptophyta, Magnoliopsida, Asterales, Asteraceae. The record is from the annotation of a GenBank genome assembly.